UUCAAUUAGUGCAGUUUAAAGUUUCACAUUUCUAUUAACACUGCCGCUGUUGGUUGGAGUGAUAAUUUUUAGUUUUAUGUGUAACCUCUAGUUUUUAUUCUAAUGCGGUUUUCCGGUUGCAAUUUUCAAAUUGAAACAAAAAUAAAUUAAACUAACAGCCUGGGUGAGGCUCACAAACGAACACUAAACAUAUAGUUACACCUGAUUAACUGCAUUUCAUUCUCGAGCCAUAUACGAACAAAAUCAUCUUCUAUUAACGGUAUGGCCAAUGCUGCCAAGAAGCAAGAUGAACACAACUUAUCGGUGCUCCGCGAACAAUUAUCGUUACCAGCCAACAAAUAUUGCUUCGACUGCCACCAAAGAGGCCCAACGUAUGUUAAUGUUACCAUUGGUUCGUUCGUAUGCACAUCAUGCUCAGGAUUAUUACGAGGCUUAACACCACCGCACAGAGUAAAAAGCGUAUCGAUGGCAACUUUUAGCACUGAGGAAAUUGACUUUAUCAAAUCUAGAGGAAACGAGAACUGCCAGAGGGUUUGGCUUGGAACAUAUGAUUCGAAACAACCUACUAAAGAUGAAAAACAGAUAAAGGAUUUUAUGAUAUCCAAGUAUGAAAAAAAAACAUAUUAUUCUGAUCCAGUUGCCCAAAAGCCUAGAAAUGGUUUUCAGCCAAAACCCAGUGUUACACAAAAUAUUACUACUACAACUAACCAAAAUUCAAUUAAUAUGAUAUCACCAGCAAUUAGUAUAUCAACACCAAACAAAUUUGAUUUUUUCAAAGAAGAGCCUGUUGUUCAAACAUCUCCAUCGUUCGCAAAUUUUGAUAAUAAUCCUGUCUUUUCUAACUCUUUUGAUAGUACAAAAAGUAUUGACUUAAGUUUUAAGUUUAUGCAACCAAUUCAAACUGGAUAUUUCGAUUAUUUUGGAACAAAUCCAAUACAUUUUUCACCGGCGAGAAAACCUAACAACAUAAACAAUCGUUGGAGUGUUGCUGUUGAUAAUUCGAGUCCAUGUCCUAGUUGGAAAUCAAAUGGUUCUCAAGCUCCAUCUGAAGAUCGGUAUGCUGCGUUGAAGGAUCUCGACUAUCUUAUGAAAUCUCAAUCCCAACAAGAUGCUCCUCCUCUUCCUCAAUUAAAUAACAGCAAUAAUUCUGCAUGGAGUUCCGAUACAUCUUUAAAUGGUACAUGGAGUAGUCAGCUUUCAGAAAAUAACUCAUCUCAAAAUCCGUUCAAAGAUAAUAAUAUGAUACAAGACAGUUGGAUAUCGUCAAAUGAUUUAAUUAACCCAUUUCUGAAUAGCAAAUCAGAUGAUUGGCAAACCAAUGUGCAAUGGACCAACGGUAUGUCUUCUAGCCAAUCAAUGGGCUUCAACGAUGCGAAACCAUGGAACCCGGAUUUUUCUAACCCAUUUAAGGUUAGUUCAGAAAUCAACAAACAUUCUAGCAACCCAUUUUUAUGAGAAAAAAAAUAGGAUUUUUAUCAUCAAAUGGUAAUAUACAAAUUUUAUAAUUAGUAUUCAUAUUAAAUGAAACGUUUUAUAGAAAUCAGAUGAUUUGUUAUUCCUUAUCUAAAUUAUAAAAAUAAUAAAUCAAAAUCAUGGCUAGUAACAUGCGAGUCUACGUUUUUAAAAAUAUGGUAUUUAAUAAAUUUUUAACGUUUCGCUUAACAGCUCACUAUUUUAGACCCAUAAUAUAGUCUUUUUUCCUAAAUAAAUAGAUAUUCAUGCAAUUGUCUAGUCUUGCAAAUAUGUAUGAUUUGCUUCCUUUUUUUUAUACAACAUUUUAUUAUUGUA
This is a messenger RNA of Adelges cooleyi (spruce gall adelgid), 1788 nucleotides long. RefSeq lists its product as uncharacterized. The transcript has 10 exons. The record is from RefSeq and is a predicted model, not a curated record. NCBI's taxonomy places the organism in Eukaryota, Metazoa, Arthropoda, Insecta, Hemiptera, Adelgidae. Gene Ontology annotation, molecular function: GTPase activator activity. Bases 262 to 1455 code for a protein of 397 amino acids.